Molecule: messenger RNA, 558 nt
Organism: Ilex paraguariensis (yerba mate)
Lineage: Eukaryota; Viridiplantae; Streptophyta; Magnoliopsida; Aquifoliales; Aquifoliaceae
Source: the annotation of a GenBank genome assembly
AUGGAAAAAUUUGGCGAGAAUGGGUCGAUUGGUGGUUGGCAACGGUGGUUUUGGUUGGUGGCGGUGUCGCUCCAUUUCUCUGUCUUGUUCUCGCCCCAUCCGGUGACGGGGAAAGUAUUGGAAGAAGAAGCCCCUGUAUCAUUGUGUGGUAACACGGCGAUGGGUGAAUGGCUUUUCGGUGGUGAUUGUGGAGCAAUACCAUCUUCCAUGCUGGGGUUAGAGGCCAUGACAGGAUGUUUGGAAGACUUUGGUUUUGAAGAUUACCUUAAUGAUCCACGGGAAUCUGAAACUUUCCGUCCAGCUGACAUGCAUCAUGGAAUGGAAGUUAAUCUUGGGAUAUCCAAGGGGCCUAUCUGCCCCAGUUUCAUAGCCAGUAUGCUCGACUUUAGUGGUAUUUUAGGAUGCUCGACUUUAAAUGUUGCUCAUUCUGACAAAUUGAAGCAACUCAGCAUGGCCUUAUUUGUUCGUUGUGAUAGUGUCUGUUCAUUAGUUGGCCAGGACUGCACAGCGACAAGAAGAGAUACAAAGGAGCCACCUGCGCUGCGAAUCGUCAUGUGA